This is a messenger RNA of Pogona vitticeps (central bearded dragon), 3526 nucleotides long. It is a transcript of the gene PLOD2, whose product is annotated as procollagen-lysine,2-oxoglutarate 5-dioxygenase 2. Gene Ontology annotation, cellular component: endoplasmic reticulum. The record is from RefSeq and is a predicted model, not a curated record. Gene Ontology annotation, molecular function: procollagen-lysine 5-dioxygenase activity; iron ion binding; L-ascorbic acid binding. Gene Ontology annotation, biological process: peptidyl-lysine hydroxylation. Lineage: Eukaryota; Metazoa; Chordata; Lepidosauria; Squamata; Agamidae.
CUGCCUUAUAAAAGCUCCUGCGCGCCCCGAGGAUGCCCUUUGCCUAUUGCCCUUCGCAGAGGAAGAGAAGCCGGCGGGACCCGCUCCAUCCCUGCACCUGAUCGUCGCCGCAAGUCGACUCCUUUCCUCAAUUGCGCCACGCGACCCCCCCCCCACCGCGUAAGUGGGUUGCUCUGGAUUCCUCCUUAACCUCCCGCUCCCCUCCUCAUUUCAAAACUUUUCUGUCGGAGACCUUCCCCCGGACGACGUGUUCGCGCCAUUCACACGUGUCGAAAAGAACGCUCGGGCAAUCAAUCCCGCAGAGAACCUCGCGCCGUUUCCUUGGCGGCGGGGAGUCGAGGAAGGAAGGAGACGUUGGGUUUUUCUGUGUGUGUUUUGCUCCCUGGCCGGCUUGGCUGGUGCGCCGUCGAUGAUGAUGGGGAGGAAGCCCGCCGGACCCCUCGCCCUCCUGUUGGCUCUAGCCGCCCAUCUCUUGCAGCCGAUCCACCCCGCUGAACCUGAACCCGGGUUAUCGCCCAUUCCUACAGACAAACUGUUAGUUCUAACGGUCGCAACCAAGGAAACAGACGGCUUUCACAGAUUCAUCAAAUCCGCAAAGCACUUCAACUAUAUAGUGAAGGUUCUGGGUCAAGGUGAAGAAUGGAAGGGAGGAGAAGGUAUAAACUCUAUUGGAGGAGGCCAGAAAGUACGCCUGCUGAAAUCUGCACUGGAGGCAUAUGCUGAUCAGGAAGAUUUGGUGGUUAUGUAUGUUGAUGGCUACGAUGUUAUAUUUGCUGGAGGACCAGAAGAAUUGUUAAAGAAGUUCCAGCAAGCUAAUCACAAGGUUGUGUUUGCAGCAGAUAGUUUAAUAUGGCCUGAUAAAAGACUGUCGGACAAAUACCCUAUUGUUCGCAGUGGGAAACGAUUUCUUAAUGCAGGAGGAUUUAUUGGUUAUUCUUCAUCUGUAAACCGUAUUGUACAACAAUGGGACUUGCAAGAUAAUGACGAUGACCAGCUUUUUUAUACCAAAGUUUAUAUUGACCCAUUGAAGAGGGAACAUAUUAAUAUUACCUUGGAUCACAAAUGUAACAUUUUCCAGUCUCUAAAUGGAGCUAUUGAUGAAGUCCAUCUAAAAUUUGAAGAAGGAAGAGCCAGGGUUAGGAAUUCUAUGUAUGACACCUUGCCAGUCACUCUUCAUGGAAACGGACCAACUAAACUUACUCUGAAUUACUUUGGAAACUACAUUCCCAAUGGCUGGACGCCUGAAACGGGAUGUGGCACCUGUGACCAAGAUUUACUAGACCUAGCCACAUUGCCUGAGACUCCAAGAGUAACAAUUGGUGUUUUCAUUGAACAACCAACUCCUUUCCUGAACAAGUUUUUAGACAGACUUUUGACUCUGGAUUAUCCAAAGGAAAAGCUUAGCCUCUUCAUCCAUAAUAACGAAGUAUACCAUGAAAAGCAUAUCAAGAAAUUUUGGGACAAAGCCAGGCACAUGAUCAGAAAUAUACACAUUGUUGGACCUGAAGAAAAUCUGAGUCAAGCUGAUGCCAGGAACAUGGGAAUGGAUAUCUGUCGGCAGAACAAAGAAUGUGACUAUUAUUUCAGUAUAGACGCUGAUGUUGUUUUAACAAACCCAGAUGUUUUAAAACUACUCAUAGAACAAAACAGAAAGAUGAUUGCUCCUCUUGUAACUCGCCAUGGGAAGCUCUGGUCAAACUUUUGGGGUGCACUAAGUGCUGAUGGAUAUUAUGCAAGAUCUGAAGAUUAUGUGGAUAUUGUCCAAGGAAAAAGAGUAGGUAUAUGGAACAUUCCUUAUGUAGCUAACAUAUACUUGAUCAAAGGCAAAGUGCUCAGAUCUCAGAUGAAGGAGAGAAAUUAUUUUGCACGUGAUCGAAUGGAUCCUGACAUGGCCCUUUGCAGGAAUGUCAGGGAAAUGACCUUACAAAGGGAAACAGACUCCCCUUCUGCGGAAACAUUCCACAUGCUCAGACCCCCAAAGGGUGUCUUUAUGUACCUCACUAACAGACAUGAAUUUGGGAGACUUUUAUCAACUGCCAACUACAAUAUAUCUCACUACAACAAUGAUCUCUGGCAAAUCUUUGAGAAUCCUGUGGACUGGAAGGAAACUUACAUAAACCCCAACUACUCGAAAAUCUUCACUGAACAUAUAGUGGAACAGCCAUGCCCAGAUGUGUUCUGGUUUCCCAUAUUUUCUGAAACAGCGUGUGAUGAACUCGUUGAGGAGAUGGAACAUUACGGACAAUGGUCUGGUGGAAAACACCACGACAGCCGCAUUUCUGGAGGAUAUGAGAAUGUUCCAACUGAUGACAUUCACAUGAAGCAAGUCGGGCUGGAUCAUGUGUGGAUACAUUUUAUUAGAGAAUUUAUAGCACCUGUGACAUUGAAAGUAUUUGCUGGUUACUAUACAAAGGGCCAUGCUUUGCUGAAUUUUGUUGUGAAAUACACUACUGACAGACAGCGUUCCCUCAGACCUCAUCAUGACGCAUCUACUUUUACAAUUAAUAUUGCUCUGAACAAAGUAGGAGAAGAUUUUCAGGGAGGUGGAUGUAAAUUUUUGAGGUACAACUGUUCAAUUGAAUCACCCAGGAAAGGAUGGAGUUUUAUGCAUCCAGGAAGACUUACUCAUUUACAUGAAGGACUUCCAAUCUUGAAUGGAACAAGAUACAUUGCAGUAUCUUUCAUUGACCCUUAAUUUUAUUUCCCCACUGGCUUACAGACAACGUUUGGCAAUCUAUGACAAACUCUUAUUUAUAAUUCUUCUCCCAGAAGAUGGUGACAAAAGAAGCUUCUUCAAGACAGCUGCUUUACUUUGGGCUAAAAUAUUGGGGAAGGGAGAGAAAUCAAACACUUCCAAGCAUCUGCUCUGAGCCUCAAGUUACCAAGUAGAAGACAUUUUAAUUCCUUUCCUUUUCUGUUUGAAAGGGAGAGGAAUUCCCUUGAUUUGCAGACAAUCGGUAAAGCUUUUCCAUGUGGAUAUUCCAUUCAUUACAUCAUGAAGAUCAAGUAUUUAUCUUGAUGAAAGAGGAUCAUUUUUGAUAACAUAUUUUUAUAUGAAAGAAAUGUAUCACAGAUUAAUGAGAAUCAUUGCCAAAAAAGUACAUGUGAAUUAUUCAGGUACUAUAGAAUGCCUUUAAAAGAAGACCAAAUCCUCCUAGAAUUAUCUUCUGCACACCAAGUGUGGUUUGAUUAACAUGCGUUAUACUGAAAAUACUUUUUUUCCUUUUUUUGCACCAGCUGGGGGCUGGCAAUCCAAGUCCUCUUUUGAAAACUUUCUAAUACCAAGUUGUCUUGGAAACCAAAUUUUCUAUUCUUAUUUAAAGCUACUUGAAUUUUAUAAUAGGAGAUCAGAAAAGUUUCUCAUUUUUUUAAAAAAAUACAAGCGGGUUUUUUAACUUGCCUUUGUUUUUUAAGGGCUCAGUUUUAAAUAAUUCCUGCUGUGCCUACUGUUUGUAAUUUACACUUGAAGAAAAAAAAUGCUGAAAUCAUGAAACCUGAGGUGCUAACAUGCACAUAUUUUUUAAAA